UUAUUAAACGAUUAUAUGCGCACCGGGUGGUCCAGGUUCCCGAUUCACGACUCACAAGCACUGCGGCUUGACCUGGCCCUGCAAAUGAGGUGCUUGUGCUUGUUCCCUGCAGCGGCCGUUAUUCUUGUGCGCCCCCAACUGUCUCGCUUCUCUGCAAAGAAGAGGCAUGGCCGAUUGACAGCCCAGCUCCGAAACCAUGAUGAUCCACUCCUUCAAGCGGCCAUCGACGCCGCUUCUCUUCGAUUUGAAGAGACCUGUAAACCAGAGCCUCUGUUUCUAGACCCAUACGCCGGUUGCUUCAUUGGUUCUGAUACGAAUGAGGAUAUGAAGCUAUCCCCAUCGUUUAGUGCAUCCCUACACCACUAUUGCUUAGCAACAAAGUUCAUUGAUGAUAAGUUGCUUUCUACUAUCAAUCUGAUGGAAGGGCUUAGACAGAUUGUUCUGUUGGCAGAUGGUAUGGACACACGGCCGUAUCGGCUCAAUUGGCCAAACUCUACCAUAAUAUUUGAUAUAUCUCCAGACCUAGUCUUCCAAAUAGCUGCUCAAAGGCUCGAAGGUGUCGGGGCUAAGAUUCCAAGAAACUGCUUAUUCGUUCAUGUUCCGUACAAGUGCCUUGAUGUACAAGAGAUCUUGCAAAGAAAAGGGUUUAUGGGUAGCCAGCCUAGUUUUUGGAUAUUCCAGGGAUUGCCUGUGUUGAACUUGGCAAGUUUUAAUGAGCUUUUGUUUAUCAUCAGUUGUUUAGCCACAAAAGGAAGCCUUCUUGUAGGAGAACUACCCAUAUGGUUGACUGAAACUGAAGUUGGAAACAAGUCCACUACCCAGAAAUGGAUGGACAAGUUGUUCUUGAGCAAUGGUUUCCAGGUGGAGAUCAUCGACUUCAAGGAUGUCGCAAGGAGCGUGGGCAGGAAUCCACCAUUGGGAGGGUACAAGAAUAUACUUUUUGUUGCAGAACAAUUGCGUUUGUCUGAUGAUCAGAUGGAAAGUUGGAGAAGAGAAUAUCACAGGAUUGAGGAAGAAGCAGAUGAAGAGGGGUUUGAGGAAAUAUGAUUAAGAUUGUGAGUUCCUUAUUGGACACUACAAUUUUCCUCUUCCUUUUUACCUAGUAUUUGUUAUUAACAUGGGAUAUUGUAUGUGCUUAUGUUUAUAAAACUCAACUGAACUGUUAUUCCAAUUGUUUGGGGAUGAUUACAUUUGUAUCAUGUUCAAAAAUUUCUGGUUUAGUUAACUGAAGAGUUGUGGUUAUAAUGGCAUUGAGCAAGAUUAAUGAAGCUAGAGCAGUCUAUUAAUGAUC
Macadamia integrifolia is the source of this 1291-nucleotide messenger RNA. RefSeq names its product O-methyltransferase 1, chloroplastic. The record is from RefSeq and is a predicted model, not a curated record. The transcript has 7 exons. The coding region runs from base 16 to 1047 and encodes 343 amino acids. Lineage: Eukaryota; Viridiplantae; Streptophyta; Magnoliopsida; Proteales; Proteaceae. Gene Ontology annotation, molecular function: methyltransferase activity. Gene Ontology annotation, biological process: methylation.